Molecule: messenger RNA, 2079 nt
Organism: Verticillium alfalfae VaMs.102
Lineage: Eukaryota; Fungi; Ascomycota; Sordariomycetes; Glomerellales; Plectosphaerellaceae
Product: arginine N-methyltransferase skb1
Exons: 6
Coding region: 1-2079 (692 amino acids)
Biological process (GO): peptidyl-arginine N-methylation; regulation of DNA-templated transcription
Cellular component (GO): nucleus; cytosol
Source: RefSeq, a predicted model, not a curated record
AUGGCUGACAACGACAACUACUCCCAGGAUGGCGGCGAGUAUAGCACCGCUCGGCCCAACUUUCAUCUCGGACAGCAUGAUUCUACUCGAGAGGAGCCUCUUAAUGAUAUGCAGUAUGGGCAGGUUCUGAAUGCUGGUAUAACCUUUGUGACUAGCCCUGUGACGAACAAGAACUUCCAUUCCCGCGUAGUCGAGUUGGCCAAGGCCCACCUUGCCCUCGUCAAAGAGGCCGGUCCCCAUGCCCAGAGCCUGGCCGACCCCAUCAUCCCGCCUCUGACGCCCAUGGACACAGCUCUGUUCCCAAGCCCUGUCGUCAACACCUACAUCGCUUACACGAGCCCCUGGAUCGACUUGGCCUCCACUAAUCCUGUCAUCGCCAACAUUUCUCGUCAGGUCCUCAACCUUGAGGUUGCUACGCAACUUCUGUGGCGUCAGAAGGAACCCGGCCUCGAGGAGAAGAUCGAUACCCUUUCCGUCCUCUUGGGCGAAGAGAAGAAAGCGGCCCAAGCCAUUGAUGUGUACAGCACGUGGGACUCAUGGCACGUCAUUCGUACCAUCUGCGAAUACAGCCUGAGGUUGUUUGUUGCCUUGAGGAUCCCUAAGGUCUUGCCCGAGCGUGAAGUCCAGGAGAAGUGGUUUGCUGAGCCCUUACACUACCUGACCCUGAGGCCCGAGACUUUCAAGAAGAACGCGAGUGGUCACCCGGCCCUGCCCAAGACACACCAAGAUCUUUUGUUCUCUUACAUGCGCCUCAAGAAUGCGCCCUGGCUGCUUCUUGUAGACACCGGUCCAGAUCUGGCAACUCUCGAUGCCGAGGCGAGGCAGGCGGCGCAAGCGGACUUCCCUGCUCUCGGAGAAACGCCCCCCAAGGAGAGCGAGCCCAAAUCGUUCCGUGCUUACAUUGAGUACCUCAAGUGGCUCGAGUUUCAGCAGCCUCCCCUCAACUACCUCGAAAGGACAACCCUCACGAGCUUUCAGGAUUGGCUGCAAUCACCCCUUCAGCCACUUUCGGACAACCUUGAGUCGGCCACCUACGAGAUCUUCGAAGCCGUCGUCAUCGCCGUCGCCGGCUCCGGUCGUGGUCCCUUGGUCACUCGUGCACUCAAGGCUGCCAACGAGACGGGCGUCGCGGUCGAAGUCUGGGCUGUGGAGAAGAACCCCAAUGCCUACGUCUACCUGUUACGCCAGAAUGAACUUGUCUGGGGUGGCCGCGUGACCGUGGUGAAGACAGAUAUGCGCGCCUGGAAGGGCCCUCUCGUGUCCGGCACUCCCGACAACAACCCUGUCUACGGCAAGGUCGACAUCCUCGUCUCUGAGCUUCUCGGUUCCUUCGCCGAUAACGAACUCUCCCCGGAGUGCCUCGACGGAGUGCAGCACGUUCUCGCUCCCCACGGCAUCUCCAUCCCGGAGUCCUACACGGCCCAUAUGACCCCCGUCGCCCACCCGCGCAUUCACUCCGACCUCCUGACCCGUCUACCCACGGAUCCCAACGCCUUUGAAACGCCCUGGGUUGUUCGUCUUUUUGCCAUGGACUUUGCCGCGGCGGAGAAGGUCCCAGGUCACCCCCGCUUCCAGCAAGCCUGGGAGUUUGAGCACCCCCUUCCCGAAGCGACAAUGCAGCUGAUGGAAGCCCGCCGCGCAGGUGGCGUCAUGGGCGGCGGCGGAGGCAGCAUGGCUAGUGCCGCAGGCGCCAAUGACCACAACUCGCGCUUCUGCCACCUGACCUUUGUGUGCCGUACCAGGGGCGUGAUUCACGGACUGGCGGGCUACUUCGAAUCGGUGCUUUACGCGCCGCGCCUUGGCGACAAAGCCAAGGUCGAGAUCAGCACGCACCCAGACCAGAUUGAUCAGAAGAGCAAGGAUAUGAUCUCCUGGUUCCCGAUCUAUUUUCCCAUCAAGCAACCACUAUACUACCCUGCCGACACGGAGCUCGAGGUUAGCAUGUGGCGUCAGACCGAUGAUUCCAAGGUGUGGUACGAGUGGCUCAUCGAGGCCUACACCUGGGUGGGUGAGGGUCAGCGGAUCAAGGUUGGCAGCUCAGAGCUCACGAGCAGCCGCAAGGUUGCAUGCCUGAUGUGA